Puma concolor (puma) is the source of this 617-nucleotide messenger RNA. Lineage: Eukaryota; Metazoa; Chordata; Mammalia; Carnivora; Felidae. The record is from RefSeq and is a predicted model, not a curated record.
AUGGAAAAAGGGAUCCCGCUGAAUGACCAGGACAGGAUUCCAUGGCUCUGCAAGUUACAUGACAUCUUACUAAGAGAUGUAGCCUCCGGACAGCAUGUGGUUCUAGCCUGUUCAGCUCUGAAGAAAGUGUACAGAGACAUCUUAAUACGAGGAAAAGAUGGUGGACCUCUGAAAUGUGAGCAGAUGCGGAAGGACAAACAGCCAGCUGAGGUGAAGCUCCUCGUGGUCUAUCUGAGUGGGUCGUUUGAGGUCAUCUCUGGACGCUUACUCAAAAGAAAAGGACAUUUUAUGCCCCCUGAGUUACUGCAGUCCCAGUUUGAUACUCUGGAGCCCCCAUCAGAUCCAGAAAAUUUCAUCCAAAUCAAUGUGGACAAAAAUCUUUCGGAGAUAAUUGCUACAAUUAUGGGAACUCUAAGAUAACAUGAAAACUGUUUCAGAUCAGUGGUCUGGAACAAUCAGGCAGAAAUUUCUAUCCCAACUCAAACUACGUUCUAGUAUCUUUGUCAAUACUGUAUUCUAAAUUCUUGAGGUGAAUCAACCAUAGUGUACUGAGAUAUGUGUGUUUGGGUACGAUUCGAAGAAUCUGUGGUACUCUUGGCAUUGUGCCCUGGCACACU